AAUGCUUAUGACAGUCUGGGUGAUUUCAAAAAAGGCAUAGAGUACCACAACCUACAUCUUAAAAUAGCUAAAGAAGUAGGAGACAAGCAUGGGGAGGGUGGUGCUUAUGGCAAUCUUGGCAAUGCUUAUAGCAGUCUGGGUGAUUUCAAAAAAGCCAUAGAGUACCACAACCUACAUCUUAAAAUAGCUAAAGAAGUAGGAGACAAGCAUGGGGAGGGUGGUGCUUAUGGCAAUCUUGGCAAUGCUUAUAGCAGUCUGGGUGAUUUCAAAAAAGCCAUAGAGUACCACAAGCUACAUAUUAAAAUAGCUAAAGAAGUAGGAGACAAGCAUAGGGAAGGUAGUGCUUAUGGCAAUCUUGGCAAUGCUUAUGACAGUCUGGGUGAUUUCAAUAAAGCCAAAGAGUACCACAACCUACAUCUUAAAAUAGCUAAAGAAGUAGGAGACAAGCAU
This is a messenger RNA of Pocillopora verrucosa, 450 nucleotides long. The record is from RefSeq and is a predicted model, not a curated record. Lineage: Eukaryota; Metazoa; Cnidaria; Anthozoa; Scleractinia; Pocilloporidae.